AUGAAACAACAAAAGGAAACUGUAGGAGCUUGCUCGGUAUUGGCACUCAGUCGCCAAGGUUCGAUGCCGCACACAAAUUAUUCUUCUCCUGAAGAUAUUCAACGAAAAUUCUUGCCUUAUUACAACUCCGACAAUAUGAGUUAUUCUACUUCAAUGAUAGAGCCGCUCUCAAUGUCAGAGGGUAAUUAUUAUUAUUACCCACCACUGUUUUCGUUUGGCCCACCAGCUUCCAACAGUUUAUCCCCUGAUUCUUCUGAAACUUGCUCGGAUUUGGACCUCACCGACAGUUUCACUCCGGCCUCUCCACCUUCGGAUUUUACGAGUCCUUUGACAAUUAAAAUGGAGGCAUCACAUCAGGGUUCAUUACAUCAUGACCAUGACUAUAAUGUCGCAAUGACCUUGGCUAAAGAUAUGCCAAUGAGUCAUUUGUCCCCUUAUUCUACACAAGGACCAAUGAUUCCGCUGGCAGACUGCUUUUCCAUGUCUGCUACUGAAUCACCUUUCGUCGGUGUCAUUCAGUCUCCGGUUACACAAGGGAAAAUUUCAAACACAACCGCCGAUCAAUUGUUUGAAAUGGAUGCUAAGUCAUUUUUUCCUCGUGAACUCACCGCCCUGGACGCCAGAGACUAUUUUGGCACCGAUAAUUCAGCCUCGGAUGCCGCGCGCCGUAAAUCACUUGAUGAGGCUAUCUUUCUCCGCAAGAUUGCUUCAACUCCUGUGAAAUCCGAAGUUGCAUUUCAACAGCACAAUCGCCGCAAAUCUUUACCUGGUGAUUUGACUCAACGUCUUCAUAUUGAAACAUUGUCGUCAUCCACCAAGCAACAAAGAAAAUCUACUAAAUCACUCGCACCCUUCGCAUGUCCUCAUGAGCAUUGCCCGAAAACAUUUACACGGCAAUAUAAUUUAAAGUCACAUCUUCGUACCCAUACAGAUGAGAGACCCUUUGUCUGUAAUUAUCCCGGAUGCCCGCGUGCAUUUGCUCGACAGCACGAUCUCAAACGUCAUCAAAAACUGCAUCUUGGACUAAAACCUCACGUGUGUGGUAACUGUGGUCGUGCCUUUGCUCGAUUGGAUGCCUUGAAUCGCCAUUUGCGAAGUGACAAUGCGACACAAUGCGCUCAAGCUACACUGGCCGGUUCAGCCAAUAAAUUGUUCAAAUCAGUAAACAUAUAG
This is a messenger RNA of Acaulospora colombiana, 1173 nucleotides long. NCBI's taxonomy places the organism in Eukaryota, Fungi, Glomeromycota, Glomeromycetes, Diversisporales, Acaulosporaceae. The record is from the annotation of a GenBank genome assembly.